Molecule: messenger RNA, 3062 nt
Organism: Oryzias melastigma (Indian medaka)
Lineage: Eukaryota; Metazoa; Chordata; Actinopteri; Beloniformes; Adrianichthyidae
Gene: rab12
Product: RAB12, member RAS oncogene family
Exons: 6
Coding region: 216-944 (242 amino acids)
Biological process (GO): Golgi vesicle fusion to target membrane; protein secretion; regulation of exocytosis
Cellular component (GO): plasma membrane; synaptic vesicle; endosome
Molecular function (GO): GTP binding; GTPase activity
Source: RefSeq, a predicted model, not a curated record
CUUCUGUACCCAAAACACAUAAAGGAAAACAAAGAGGCACAGGGACAGGAUGUGACGUCACGACAGCCCCAGUCUCUAAUGGCUGACCAUCAACUGUCGGCGACCAUCAAACUUUUCCCCUCAUCAACAGAAGGAGCAGAGCUGCGGCUGACCUCUGGUUGCUGAUCCCGUCCUCCGCUCGUUUCUGUCUGAGGAUUACAGAUGUGGGAUUAGAAAUGGAUCCGAGAUUUGACAUCCCGCGGAGGGCCGCCGGCGGCAGCGGGGGCUCCGCGAACUCUUCCCCCGCCCUCGGAGCUCAGUCCCGCCGCAGGAAGAUGCCCCCCAGACCGGCGGAUUUCAAACUACAAAUUAUAAUCAUUGGCUCCCGUGGUGUGGGUAAAACGAGCCUCAUGGAGAGAUUCACGGACGAUACUUUCUGUGAAGCCUGCAAGUCAACCGUAGGAGUUGAUUUCAAAAUCAAGACGGUGGAGUUGAGAGGGAAGAAGAUCAGGCUGCAGAUCUGGGACACUGCUGGACAGGAGAGGUUCAACAGCAUCACCUCAGCUUACUACAGAGGCGCCAAGGGCAUCGUGCUGGUCUAUGACAUCACGAAGCAGGAGACCUUUGAGGACCUUCCUAAAUGGAUGAAAAUGAUUGACAAGUACGCCUCAGAGGAAGCAGAACUUCUGCUGGUUGGAAAUAAGCUGGACUGUGAGACGGAUCGGAUCAUCUCCAGACAGCAAGGAGAGAGGUUUGCCUCUCGUAUAAGUGGGAUGCGUUUCUGUGAAGCUAGUGCCAAGGAUAACUUCAAUGUGGAUGAGAUCUUCCUGAAGCUGGUGGAUGACAUUCUCAGUAAGAUGCCUCUUGAAGUUCCAAACAAGGAGCUUUCCAACAGCGUUCUGUCUCUGCAGCCUGAGCCGGAAGUACCACCAGAACUGCCCCCGCCCCGCAUGCGCUGUUGCUGAGUCCUUCCCAUCAUCCUUCUCCUGCAAAGCACAUUAGCCCCAGCGAGCAGUGGGGACGUGGCUCCACUGGGGGGCAGCACAGCAGCUCUGUGGAUGGAUGGGUGGCAGGCUGCUGUAAGCAAUGCAUGAACUGUCAAAGGAGCAGUAUUAUCUUCCUGUGUUUCUUCUCUGGGUUUGAACACAGAUAUGCAGCAUACACUAACCUUUAGGCCUGGAGAUUCUUUGUUUUCCGAGUACCACCUUACUGUCUACAUGUGACCCCGACUACCUCAUCGCAUUGAUGGUUAACCGAGCGGUGCCUGCAUGUGCCUUCCACGUAGAGAGCUCUCCAAGAAAAGUUGCACAUUUUCUAAGAGUGGGAAUAUCCUGAGGGCCUUAUAGUUCACUCUCUUCCUUCUAUCAAAGAUUUGUCUCUACAGCUUGUCCAAGUUAACCUGGAACUCUGAACAACAGAAAAAUAAAGAGUAGUUUACACUCUGGGUCCACACCGGAAUUACUUUAUAUUCAGAUAAAUAUGCAUUAUUUUCCAAGUAAUAUUUGGUUUUGAAGUAAGUAAAGCACACUGUAAACAUGCCAUGGUGCCAUAGUGAGAAGGGGCUUUUCUUAACGGUGAUUAAAGCUUAUUCUGUUCUGCCUUGAGGUGUUGUAGUAGCUGGAACAGCUAUAUUUAUAUAUUUUAGAAUGUAAUAUUUGGCACUACGCUCUCAGUGAAGGGGGGGGGGCACAUUAUAGACCCGUGCUGCCUCAGCAUUGACCUCCCUCAACUUCUCAGAGUGAACUGGAGAUGCAAGGAGAGAUGGGUAAUGUAGGCUGGAGCUUGUUUUGGAGUAAUCCUUCGAUGCCUGUUACUGCUUUAGGAUGUGGAAAGGAGAAUCAAGUGCACAUUUUUGUGUUGUUUUUUUUUCUUCUAAGUUGUGACUAAUAUUUCUGUUUUGAUGUUUUAUUUCUAAACUUGGAGUUUCCUUUUUGGGGGCAAAGUGCAAGACGGUUUUGUUCAGUGUUUGACUCAGGAAACUUGACUGGGCUUAAAUUUGAGGAUGGGCUCGAUCAACUCUGAGUGUUUUAACCAACUAAAGCUCUGUUUUCCACGAUGUGCUAACAGUUAGUAUUAAAGUGCCAGAUUGCAACCAACUAAAUAGCCCCGCCCGCAUGCGGUCCCAAAAAAGUUUUCCUCUAAAUGUUACAGUUCAAUUGUAGAAACCAGUUCAGUUCUGUCUGUUGGGUUACAUCACGAGAGAGAAUAGGAAGAUAAUUUCCAUCAUUUUGACAGGUGACCUUUGACCCUACGCCGUCAAUCAAACUAAUUUUUACAGGUGACAGAUGACUUUAUAUACGUUUUCUAUAGAAUUUGUAUAAAGCCAUUUGUCACCUGUCAAAUUAGCUUGAUUGGUGUAGGGUCAAAGGUCACCUGUCAAAAUGAAUUUGAUGCAAAGUAUAUUCCUAUUCUCUCUAUCAUGUCUGAUUAAAAAAAAAGUUAAUACAGAUCUUUGAAUCUUUCUUUGAGCUUCUAUGUGGAAUUCCUACUUUAGAUUCUCAUUUAUGAAGCAAAGAGGAAUUUCAUUCAUGUUUUCUCCCAUUUGAGUCCAUGUCUGAUUUUUAUUUAGGAUCACCACUUUCAUAUUUAUAUGGGACACUUCCUCCUGUGCUCCUAGAAAGCAAUAAUCCUUCAGAUUUCUGUGGCAUUUUGGUGGAAUACAACAAUGUAAAUCUAGAGGCCUAAACACUUAACUGUUUCUUUUUUAUUGACAUUUAAUGCUGACUUGAGGGGCUUAAAUGGCACCAUGUACAUUCAACAAAAAGUUUUCUACCAAAAUAAAAAUCAGUACAUUUAUAUGAUUCUUUAUUUUGCCCAACCAGAAGACUCUGUUGAAAGAUUUUUGCAGUUUUCUCAGUUUUUGGAAGAGGACCUGUUGUUAGUCUCGUUUUGCACCUAACCCUUAAGUGUAUCAACCAAGCCUACUACAUUUAAAUGCUUCUAUCUGUAUUCUUUAAAGUUCAAACUGUACUUUGUAUUAAACCUUUUUUUAAUCCAUGAUGGAAAAAAGCAGGUUUGUUGUAUUUAUAACUUUUGGCAUUCUGGAACUAAUGAAAUGCGAUUAAAGAUGUUUAUAUUUAUUA